Humulus lupulus (European hop) is the source of this 1264-nucleotide messenger RNA. RefSeq lists its product as uncharacterized. Gene Ontology annotation, biological process: lipid metabolic process. Gene Ontology annotation, molecular function: oxidoreductase activity, acting on the CH-CH group of donors. The record is from RefSeq and is a predicted model, not a curated record. Bases 107 to 1108 code for a protein of 333 amino acids. Gene Ontology annotation, cellular component: membrane. The transcript is spliced from 3 exons. Lineage: Eukaryota; Viridiplantae; Streptophyta; Magnoliopsida; Rosales; Cannabaceae.
AACACUAUAAAAUAGCGACUUGGUUGAAAAUAGGCUAAUAGAGUAAGAGAGAGUAUCAAAUCUCAAUAACCGAAGAACAAUUCAAGACUUGAGACUUAGAGUGGCAAUGGGGAAUUUGACUCGCAGUCUGAAGAACGCAGCCAUUGCGUUUCUCGUUCCCCUUCCCUCCAUUAUCUUCUACAUCUCCUUCCUCAACCACUGCCACCAUCUUCAUGAUGCCAAACCAAACGACGACGUUUCCCUUUCUUUGUCACCUCUCUGGAAAUGGUGCUAUGAUCACCCUCUUCUACUGGCUAACUUCCUCUUCUUCUUCAAUGUCAAUGUUCUCUUCUGGGUCAUCAGUCAUAUUCUCUCCAGCAAUUGGAUGAUUGACUUGUACUGGACGGUGAUACCCGUGAUGCUGGCUCAUUACUAUUCCACUCACCCUUUGGCUCAGUAUAACUUGUGGAGAUCGAGGAUUGCGAUUUUGCUGACUUGGGUAUGGAGUUUGAGGUUGACCCAUAAUUAUUUUAGGCGAGAAAAAUGGCAGUGGGGUGCCAAGGAGGACUGGAGGUUCACCGAUAUGCGUCUUCAGUAUGGAAAACACUGGUGGUGGAUCUCCUUUUUCGCCGUCUACGUUUCCCAGCAGGUGUUUAUCAUUGGUAUAUGUCUUCCGCUGUAUGCAAUCCACUCAGUGGAUGGACCAUUGAACAUUUGGGAUUUUGUUGCCAUUGUCGUUUGCCUGUCUGGCAUAGCCAUUGCCUUCUUUGCUGACACACAACUCAAUGAGUUUGUGACUCGAAAUGAGAAGCUAAAGGAGCUUGGGAAGCCAGUGGUGGCCAAUCUUGACAGGGGCUUGUGGCAAUUUUCUCGGCAUCCAAACUACUUCGGAGAGCAAUUGUGGUGGUGGGGUCUAGUUAUCUUUGCUUGGAGCCUUGGACAAGGAUGGACCUUUGUUGGCUCUCUUGUCAAUACUAUGUGUUUAGCUUAUGUGACUAAGCUUGUGGAAGAUCGGAUGCUGAAACAAGCUUACAGAGCAGAAGCUUACAAGCUAUAUCAGAAGACAACAUCAGUUUGGAUACCUUGGUUCAAGUCAUCUGCAAUAGCAGAAAAAGAUAAGAACAAUUAGUUUAAUUAAUUUUUACACUUUUUUGUUCUCUCAAUGUUGUCAAAUUGUAGAUUUUUUUUAAUGUGUAUUGAUCUAUAUAUAUAUCGUGUGUUUCUUUUCAUGUUGUUCACGAACUUGUUAUUUAUCUGAAAGAAGGGUGGAUUUUUUUUUUCUUUA